Molecule: messenger RNA, 2051 nt
Organism: Papaver somniferum (opium poppy)
Lineage: Eukaryota; Viridiplantae; Streptophyta; Magnoliopsida; Ranunculales; Papaveraceae
Product: probable inorganic phosphate transporter 1-7
Exons: 3
Coding region: 265-1845 (526 amino acids)
Biological process (GO): phosphate ion transport; transmembrane transport
Cellular component (GO): membrane
Molecular function (GO): phosphate transmembrane transporter activity
Source: RefSeq, a predicted model, not a curated record
CCAGAGUAUAUGCUCUAAAAUAUUCUCCAAUCUGUUGUAAAUUCGCUCAAGUAUAUAAUAAUCACAUCACAUCAGACCCAAAUUCCUUCCAUCACCUCACCUCACCUCAACCCUCUCUCUGUACUUUUCAGAAGCAGAUAGAUAAAAGUGGGAAAACAAGCUCUGUUUAUGAACACAUUGUGAUUCUGUUUUGGAGAUAAGAAGAAGAAGAAGAAAGAUAAUCAAAACAUUUGCAGAUUAUCUUUCUACUUUGCAUUUCAAGGCAUGGCUAAAGAACAGAAGUCACAGUUGGAGGUUCUGAAUGCACUCGAUGUUGCAAAAACACAAUGGUAUCAUUUCACUGCAAUUGUGAUUGCUGGUAUGGGUUUCUUCACAGAUGCAUAUGAUCUGUUCUGCAUUUCACUUGUCACAAAGCUACUUGGUCGGAUCUACUAUCACGUCGAUGGUUCUCCGAAACCCGGUUCUUUACCACCAAACAUAUCAGCUGCUGUUAAUGGUGUUGCUCUAUUCGGUACUCUUGCUGGACAACUGUUCUUUGGUUGGCUCGGUGACAAAAUGGGCCGUAAAAAAGUUUAUGGUAUGACCCUAGGUAUAAUGGUGGUUGCUUCUAUUGCAUCCGGUCUUUCCUUUGGUCACACACCGGGUACAGUUAUGGGGACUCUGUGUUUCUUCCGAUUUUGGCUGGGUUUUGGCAUUGGUGGUGACUACCCAUUAUCUGCCACCAUCAUGUCUGAGUACUCCAACAAGAAAACUCGUGGUGCCUUUAUCGCUGCUGUUUUUGCCAUGCAAGGAUUUGGAAUUUUGUCGGGUGGAGUGUUUGCCAUCGUCAUUUCUUCUAUAUUUAAAUCUGUUUAUAAAGCUCCUCCAUAUGAGGUUGAUGCCCUUGGUUCGACGGUUCCUCAAGCUGACUACGUCUGGCGUAUAAUUCUGAUGUUUGGGGCAAUACCAGCUGCAAUGACCUUUUAUUCGCGCUCAAAAAUGCCUGAAACUGCUCGUUACACCGCGCUAGUUGCAAAGGAUGCUAAGAAAGCAGCCGCAGAUAUGUCCAAAGUUUUACAGACCGAGAUUGAAGCUGAGCCAGAGAAGGUUGAGACAAUAAGAGAUGAGAAGACAAAUUCAUUUGGUUUGUUCUCGAUGCAGUUUGUUCGUCGACACGGAGCUCAUUUGUUUGGAACUGCCAGUACAUGGUUUUUGCUUGAUAUUGCAUUUUACAGUCAGAAUUUGUUUCAGAAAGAUGUUUUCAGUGCAAUUGGAUGGAUUCCUAAAGCAUCAACUAUGAAUGCUCUCGACGAAGUUUUCUGGAUUUCUAGAGCACAGACCCUCAUUGCUCUAUGCAGUACUGUUCCUGGAUACUGGUUCACCGUAGCUUUCAUUGACCACAUCGGAAGGUUUUGGAUUCAGCUGGUUGGUUUCUUCAUGAUGACAGUUUUCAUGUUCGGUCUUGCAAUCCCAUACCACCACUGGACACAACCAGAUAACAGAAUAGGAUUUGUUAUCAUGUAUGCACUCACAUUCUUCUUUGCAAACUUCGGCCCCAACAGUACUACAUUUGUUGUCCCAGCUGAAAUUUUUCCUGCGAGAUUAAGGUCUACUUGCCACGGUAUUUCGGCUGCUGCAGGCAAAGCAGGUGCAAUUAUUGGUGCAUUUGGUUUCUUGUAUUUGGCUCAAGACAAAGAUCCCAAGAAAGCAGAUCCUGGUUAUCCUGCAGGAAUCGGUGUGAAGAAUGCUCUUAUCGUGCUGGGUUUUGUCAACCUUUUGGGUAUGUUAUGCACUCUGUUGGUUCCUGAAUCUAAAGGAAAAUCACUUGAAGAGAUGUCUGGAGAGAACGAAGAAGAAACAGCUUAGCUUUUUAUUUUAUUUUAGAGAAAUUAGGAUAGUAGUAGUAUCUAGUAGCCUUCGUAUUCCCUAUGUGAAAUAAGUAUUGGUGUGUUCAGAUUCUAAUAUUUCAGCCUUCCUAUUUAUUCUUUGUACUCCAUUUCAUCAUGCUUGCAUUUGUUUUGUAAGUAAAAACAUCAUCAUGACCUAUUCUUUAAUAUUAUUUUUUUUUUUUU